AAUCUUCGUUUCGUCCGGGCGGUAUCGGAUCGCGAUCUCGCCCCAAUUGAAUUGGAUUGAAUUGAAUUGAGUUUAUUUGCCCAGGAUUGCGGUUUUCUCCCGUGUAUUGCUAGGGGGUGGGGUUGAAUUCGAUUAGAGAAUGGGGGUCGUGUCGAGGCGGGUUGUGCCUGUCUGCGGUAACCUCUGUUUCAUGUGUCCUUCAAUGCGCGCGAGGUCUAGGCAGCCGGUCAAACGGUACAAGAAGUUGCUCGCUGAAAUCUUCCCCAAAAGUCAGGAGACUGAACCUAAUGACAGAAAAAUUGGGAAGCUGUGUGAGUAUGCCUCGAAGAAUCCAUUAAGAAUUCCUAAGAUUACCAAUUACUUAGAGCAACGGUGUUACAAGGAUCUUCGGAAUGAGAAUUACGGAUCUGUUAAAGUUGUCUUGUGCAUUUACAGAAAACUGCUGUCAUCAUGUAAGGAGCAAAUGUCAUUGUUUGCUGGUAGCUUAUUGGGAAUUGUUCGAACAUUGCUGGAACAAACGCAGCUGGACGAACUGCGGAUUUUAGGUUGCAUCACUCUUGUUGACUUUAUGAACAGCCAAGUUGACAGCACGUACAUGUUCAACUUAGAGGGUGUUAUCCCAAAGCUUUGUCAAAUGGCUGAAGAAGUAGGGGAUGAUGAAAGAAUUCUUCCUUUACGCUCUUCUGGGAUGCAGGCUCUGGCAUGCAUGGUGUUGUUCAUGGGAGAACAUUCCCAUAUCUCUAUGGACUUUGACAAGAUUAUGUUAGUGAUGCUGGAAAACUAUGCAUAUCUACAAAUGAACUUGGAGUAUGCCAAGGAAAAGCCAGAUUCUCUACCUCAGCAACAAUGGCUUCAAGAAGAGCUUAAAGCAGAUCGAGGCUCGUCAAUUCAAGAUAUAAGUGACAAGGUUAUUUCCUUUCCAAUCCGCUUGACCAGUCCUGGCAUGGAUAAGACAAUAGAUGCCUCGAAGAGCCCAUCUUACUGGUCAAGGGUUUGCUUACAGAAUAUAGCCAGCUUGACAAAAGAGACUGCGACCGUGCGACGUGUUCUUGAGCCCCUUUUUCAUAUUUUUGAUACUGAAAAUCAUUGGUCCAUGGAGAAAGGACUUGCCUGUUCUGUAUUGAUGUACUUGCAGGCGCUUCUGGAAGAAAAAGGGGGCAAUGCUAACGUACUUUUAUCUAUUUUGAUCAAGCACUUGGAUCAUAAAAAUGUUUCUGGGAAACCCUCACUGCAGAUAGACGUUGUUCAUGUGACCACGCAACUAGCACGUAAUGCUAAACGGCAGAGUUCAGUUACUAUAAUUGGGGCGAUUACUGAUUUAAUUAAGCAACUGAAGAAGUGCUUGCAGAACUUAUCUGAAGGAUUAACCCCUGGAGAUGGUUUACAUAAGAGGAACGCCGAUCUUCAGUCUGCCCUGGAGAGUUGCAUCUCUGAGCUUUCUAAGAAGGUUGGUGACAUAGGACCCAUUCUGGAUAUGCUGGCUGUGGUGUUAGAGAGUCUCCCACCUACUACACUGGUGGCCAGAUCAACCAUUUAUGCUGUUUACCGCACUGCGCGGGUCAUCUCUUCAAUCCCUAGUUUGUCUAAUGAUAAGAAGGCUUUCCCUGAUUCUCUGUUUCAUCAACUGCUGGUCGCAAUGGUCCAUCCAGACCAUCAAGCGAGAAUUGGAGCACACUCUAUUCUCUCUACUGUGCUUAUGCCGUCACUAGUUUGCCCUCUGUCAGACCAGAGGAACCAUGUGCAGACCUUAAAGGCACGGAAAAUAAGUUUCAGUAAUCAGGAUGAAGGGAAAGACUCAGUGGUGCCAUCAACUGUCUCGAAGGAGGAAGUCGACCAGAUGUUGGAUGGGGAUGAUAAACAAUCACCCUUUUCUGGAACUCUUUGCCAAUCUAAUAGUUUGAAGCUUGCAUUAACAGAUGGAAAAGCGGAUGUUACUUCCCUUCGAUUGAGCAGUCACCAAGUCAGCCUAUUGCUUUCAUCAAUCUGGGUUCAGGCAACAUCUGCAGAAAACUCACCAGCAAAUUUUGAAGCAAUGGCACAUACUUACAACAUCGCGUUAUUGUUUACUCGUUCCAAGUCUUCCAGUCAUAUGGCUCUAGUAAGAUGCUUCCAGCUGGCAUUGUCCCUUAGAAGCAUUUCUCUUGACCGAGAAGGAGGUUUGCAACCGUCUCAAAGAAGAUCUCUUUUUACCUUGGCAUCGUACAUGCUUAUAUUCUCAGCCAGGGCCGGCAAUUUUCCGGACAUUAUCCCUCAUGUGAAAGCAUCAUUAACGGAUAGAACGAUUGAUCCAUACCUUGAGUUAAUAGAAGAUAUCAGGCUACAGGCUGUAUGUAUAGAUUCUAACUUGGAGAAGAUAUCGUAUGGAUCAGAACAAGAUGAAGCUGCUGCGGUGAAGUCACUGUUGGAGAUAAGCUCAGAUGAUCAGCAGUUAAAAGAAAUUGUUCUUUCGCAUUUGAUUACUAAAUGUGGGAAUUUGUCCGAGGAAGAAUUAUCAGACUUGAAAAAGCAAUUUCUAGAACCAUUUUCACCCGACGAAGCUUAUCCUUUGGGAGCUCCACUAUUUAUGGAGACACCUAGGCCAUGUUCUCCUCUUGCCCAAGUGGAUUCUCAAGCUUUUGAUGAAGCCGUGCCUUUAGUCGACAUGACAGACGAUGAUGCCUUCCUUGAACCAAGUGGGAGUCAGUCGGAUCGCAAGACAUCACUCUCUAGCCACACGGUCGACAUUAUUAAUGUCAAUCAGCUCUUGGCAUCUGUUCUGGAAACAGCUAGACAGGUUGCAAGCUUGCCAGUUUCCUCAGCACCCAUACCAUAUGACCAAAUGAAGAAUCAAUGUGAAGCUCUUGUAACAGGCAAGCAGCAGAAGAUGUCGGUUCUACAUAGUUUCAAGAAUCAGCAGGAAUCGAAGGCUAUAGUUGUGUCGGGUGAAAAUGAAAAACUGGCCCCUCCUUUCCCAAUUCCAAGCUUGGAUAUAGAGCUUUUGGAAGGGGAUGGGAAGUUGCAUGAGAGAGACCAAUUGCGACAUCAGGAUCAGCGUCAGCUCUGUUCACGUGAUUAUGUACCGCAUUCUUUCAGAUUACCGCCAUCGAGCCCGUACGACAAAUUCUUGAAAGCUGCUGGAUGCUGAAUAGUUUAGGCAUGCUUUUACACGUAUAUAGCUUUGUUUCUCGAGUCUGUUCUCUCCAACGGUCCCAUAUUCUUUUCAUUCUUUCGAGUCUUCCGCCAACGCAGCUGUGUAUUCUAUUUUUUUCCUUCUCUUUUGGUAUGAUGCUGUUGUCUACCUACCGUGUCCAAAUGGCUGGAAAGACAGGAACGGAUCGUAAUAGUAAAUAGCUGAGAGUAAUGUGUCAACAAUCGUUCUCUGUAGUGUAAGUCAUUUGAAUGUAUGAAUAAUGUUCAUUUAGAUUUUAUUUGCCUCUUA
This is a messenger RNA of Syzygium oleosum, 3418 nucleotides long. Its product is annotated as protein SEMI-ROLLED LEAF 2. The record is from RefSeq and is a predicted model, not a curated record. Bases 140 to 3124 code for a protein of 994 amino acids. Lineage: Eukaryota; Viridiplantae; Streptophyta; Magnoliopsida; Myrtales; Myrtaceae. The transcript is spliced from 20 exons.